CCCCCGCCGCCGCUGAGCCUGGCCCGCCGCCGCGGCCUCCCCCGGCGGCGCCGCCCGCCCCGGGCUGCCGCAGCGCCGCGAUGGAGACGGCGGAGAAGGAGUGCGGAGCCCUCGGCGGCCUCUUCCAAGCCAUCAUCAACGACAUGAAGAGCUCCUACCCCAUAUGGGAGGAUUUCAACUCGAAGGCCACCAAGCUGCACUCCCAGCUGAGGACCACGGUGCUGGCCGCAGUUGCCUUCCUGGAUGCCUUCCAGAAAGUGGCCGACAUGGCCACCAACACCCGAGGUGCCACGAGGGACAUCGGCUCGGCGCUGACCCGCAUGUGCAUGCGGCACCGCAGCAUCGAGGCCAAGCUCCGCCAGUUCACCAAUGCCCUCAUGGAGAGCCUGAUAAACCCUUUGCAGGACAGGAUUGAGGACUGGAAGAAAACUGCCAAUCAGCUGGACAAGGACCAUGCGAAAGAGUACAAGCGAGCACGCCAUGAGAUCAAGAAAAAGUCCUCUGACACCCUCAAGCUCCAGAAAAAGGCUCGCAAAGAGCUACUUGGGAAGGGGGACCUGCAGCCCCAGCUGGACAACGCGCUGCAGGACGUCAAUGACAUGUACCUGCUGCUGGAGGAGACGGAGAAGCAGGCGGUCCGCAAAGCCCUCAUCGAGGAGCGGGGCCGCUUCUGCACCUUCAUCACCUUCCUGCAGCCCGUGGUGAACGGGGAGCUCACCAUGUUGGGGGAGAUCACCCACCUGCAGGGCAUCAUCGAGGACCUGGUGGUGCUCACUGCUGAGCCCCAUAAGUUGCCCCCUGCCAGUGAGCAGGUGAUCAAGGACCUGAAGGGCUCUGACUACAGCUGGUCCUACCAGACGCCCCCAUCCUCACCCAGCAGCUCCAGCUCCCGCAAAUCCAGCAUGUGCAGCAGCGUUAGCAGUGCCAAGGGUGGCAUGGCGUGGCCCGGCGGGGCUCAGACCUGCUCACCCAGUUCCACCUAUCGCUACCGCAGCCUGGCGCAGCCCCCCGCCGCCGCCACCCGCCUCUCCAGCGUCUCCUCCCACGACUCCGGCUUCAUCUCCCAGGACGCCGCUUACUCCAAACCACCUUCCCCCAUGCCCUCGGACAUCACCAGCCAGAAGUCCUCCAGCUCGGCGUCCUCAGAGGCAUCCGAAACCUGCCAGUCAGUUAGCGAGUGCAGCUCCCCCACCUCGGACUGGUCCAAGGCCAGCCCCUAUGACCAGCCGGUGGUGCCCACCCUGCAGCGGCGCAAGGACCGCGUGGAGCACCUGCGGGAGGCCGAGAUGGGCUCUCCUGCCGCGGGGUACCCGGGCGUCGGUGCCGAGGAUGCUCCCAGGCCCCGGAUGUCACCGGCUACAAUUGCUGCCAAGCAGCAUGGGGAGGAGGUGUCCCCUGCCGCCAGCGACCUGGCCAUGGUCUUGACCCGUGGGCUGAGCUUGGAGCACCAGAAGAGCAGCCGGGACUCGCUGCAGUACUCCAGUGGCUACAGCACGCAGACCACCACCCCCUCCUGCUCUGAGGACACCAUUCCUUCCCAAGGCUCCGACUACGACUGUUACUCGGUGAACGGUGACGUGGAGUGUGACCCCCAGAGCGAUUUCGACAAGUCCUCCACCAUCCCACGCAACAGCAACAUCGCCCAGAACUACCGGCGGAUGAUCCAGACCAAGCGUCCCGCCUCCACGGCCGGGCUGCCCAGCGGCACCAACCUCCCGGCCGGCAGCACCCCAGGGGUGGCCACCAUCCGCCGCACGCCCUCCACCAAGCCCUCGGUCCGCCGUACGCUCUCCAACGCCGGCCCCAUCCCCAUCCGGCCCCCCAUCGUCCCCGUGAAGACCCCCACGGUGCCCGACUCCCCUGGCUACGCCGGCCCCACGCGGGUGGGCAGCGAAGAGUGCGUCUUCUAUGCCGAUGACGCUUCUCUGAACCCCCUGGAUUUUGCCAAAGCUUCGCCCAAGCGGCUGAGCCUUCCCAACACCGCCUGGGGUGGCGGUGCCAUGGAGAUCUCUGUCUACCCCGGGGCCGGCCAGCACCUCUCCGCUGAGGAAGAGGAGGACCAACAGCUGGCCGCCAACCGGCACAGUUUGGUGGAGAAGAUUGGGGAGCUGGUGGCCGGCGCCCACGCCCUGGGGGAAGGGCAGUUCCCCUUCCCCACCGCCCUCGUGGGGUCCGGCCCCGGCGAGGAGACCCCCGCGCCGCCCCCCGCGGCCUCCAUGGACCCCCCGGCCGAAGACAUGCUGGUGGCCAUCCGGCGCGGGGUGCGGCUGCGCAGGACCGUCACCAACGACAGGUCGGCCCCGCGGAUAUCGUGAUGCUGCCCCGGCCAGGGGGACGUGCCCGAUGGACCCCGGGGGCACCCGCUGCCCCUCCCCGGGGACCCCCACCCGCCAGCACCCGCUGCCCUGUCCCUCUCUGCUGCCCCUGCUUCCUGCCCCUCUGGCUCCUCCUGCCCUGCCCUCUCCUCACAUCCCUCCUUCUCUUGCUCUCUCUUUGGUCCUUUCUCUUUUUCUCCUUUUCUCCUUUUUCCUAUUUACUGCUUUUUUUCUUUUGCCUUUUUUCUUUUGUUCUUCUAUGUCACUUUUCCUUCUCUUAUUUCCUUCAUUUUUCCAUUUUUCUCCUUUCCCUCUUCUUGUCCUCUUUUUCUUUUCCUUUCUUUUUGACUCUUUUUCUCCUCCCUUCUAUUUUCCUAUUUUCUUCAUUUUCCAUUAUAUUUCUCCUCUUAUUUUCCUCUUCUUGUCCUCUUUUCCAUUUUCUUUCUUUUAACUCCUUUUCUUUUCAUUUCUUUUUAACUCUUUUUCUCCUCCCUUCUAUUUUCCUCUCUUUUUUUUCCCCUUUCUUUUUUUCUCCUCUUUCCCUUUGUUUCUGUUUUCCUGUUCCCCUCUGGCUUUCCCUCGGGCGCAGGCGGGUGGCCCCGGCCGCAGCAGGAGAGGACGGUGCCAGCAGGGCUGUGCCAGCCGUGGAGCACCAGGAGCACCAGGAGUGGGGGGCCCUGGCCCCAUUCCCCCCCAGCUGCCUGCUUGGGGCCAGCACAGCUCAGCCUCAUUCCAGGGGGCAGAAACAACGGGCUGAGGGUGCAAGGGGGGAACAAGAAGUGGGGGACAUGUGAGAGGGUUGGGGGGCUGGGGGUAGAGGCACUGCAACCCCCUCUGUCUUGGGGGGACACCAGGGGCAGGGGCUGAGGAUGCUGAACCUCCACUUUGCCCCCCCUCACAAGGAUCACCUGGGACCCCCCACAAACCCCCCGACCCUCGCUCAGCACCCACAGACCUGUGCAGGGUUUGCUCAGAGGGGGCUCCAGGCACGGGAGGUUUGACUCAGCCCCCCAGGCAAAGCAGCUUCUGCCGGCGGCUGGAGGAAAGCACAACCCCGGCCCCGCUGUACAUAGCCCCCGCCCCGCUGUCUGUCGCAUCGCAGCCCCCCUGCCCUCCCCCUUAGGAAUAACAAUUUAGUUCUGCCCCUUUCCCCUUCUCCUGCCCAGAACCGCUGAGGCCAAGUGACAAAUGUUUGGGUUUGAGGGAGGGGGGGGGGUCUCUUAUUUUGUACAGAAAACAAAAAUUCUUUGGAAAAGAAAAAAAAACUGACCUGUCUUUCGACUGAAGUAACUUUUCUGGUGCUGUUGUUAACUUGGUCCUUAUUCUUUUCUUUUUUUUUAAUUUAUUUUCCCCCUCGUGUUCCCGCCUCUGCCGCCGCUUCCCCUCUCCCCGUCCCUCUGCCACGUUUCUUUCUCUUUCUUUCAUUCCGUCUUUUCUUUUAAUUUUUUUUUUCCUGGUGGUAAUUCCCCUCUUUCCCCCCCUCCCCCGUUUUCCAUAGUCACUGCUACAAGUAACGAAUGCACUGUGAAGAUUCCAGUAUUAAUAAAGGUUGUACUGUAAUUAAUA
Molecule: messenger RNA, 3881 nt
Organism: Zonotrichia leucophrys gambelii
Lineage: Eukaryota; Metazoa; Chordata; Aves; Passeriformes; Passerellidae
Gene: MTSS2
Product: MTSS I-BAR domain containing 2
Exons: 15
Coding region: 81-2315 (744 amino acids)
Biological process (GO): cell projection assembly; plasma membrane organization
Cellular component (GO): cytoplasmic side of plasma membrane; actin cytoskeleton
Molecular function (GO): actin binding; phospholipid binding
Source: RefSeq, a predicted model, not a curated record